AGCAAGAAAAUUAUACCAUUACUCUUUAGUACCCUACAAACUUUUUAAGUGGGUGCAGUGGAAAGAAGGAAAAAAAAGCCCAGAACCAUGGUUCUUGAAGUAGCACCAAAGCUUCCUGUUCUUGACUUCAGCAAGGAAACUUUGAAGCCUGGUACCAGCUGUUGGCUCAAAGCCUGUGCUGAUGUUAGGCAAGCACUUGAAGAGUAUGGGUGUUUUGCAGUAGAGUACAAGAAAUUAUCUCCAGAGCUUCGCGAUGGAGUCUUUGGGGUCUUAAAGGAGUUGUUUGAUCUCCCUACUGAAGUUAAAAUGCAAAACAAAUGUCAGAGGCCUUUGAUCAGCUAUAUCGGACAUGAUUCCAGAAUUCCUCUCCAUGAAAGCAUGGGCAUUGAAGAUGCAGCAACUCUUGAGGCAGCUAAAAAAUUUUCCAAUCUCAUGUGGCCUAGUGGAAAUGAUCGCUUCUGUGAAUAUAUUCAUGCUUAUGGGAAGCUUGUGACACAGCUGGAUCAAAUGGUGACAAGAAUGAUAUUUGAAAGCUAUGGAGUUGAGAAACACCACGACUCUUAUGUUGAGUCUACUUGUUAUGUACUUCGACUCUUGAAAACUAGAGCACCCAAAGAGAAUGAGACUAAUUUAGGGUUGGGAACCCACACAGACACCAGCUUCACAACCAUACUUCAUCAGAAUCAAGUUAAUGGUUUGGAGGUGGACACCAAGGACGGCCAGAAGAUUAAUGUCGAGUUUUCUCCUUCAUCCUUCGUCGUCAUGGCUGGUGAUGCCUUAAUGGCAUGGAGCAAUGAGAGAAUAAAAGCUCCUCGGCACCAAGUGAUCAUGAAGGGGAAGGUAGAUAGAUUCUCCAUGGGGCUUUUCACCUUCAACAAUGGAAUAUUAGAGGUACAUGAAGAGCUGGUUGAUGAGGAAUACCCUCUCAAGUACAAGCCAAUAGAUCAUCUGGGUUUCCUUCAUUUCUUCCAGAAAACCAGGCGUCCUAUUAAAGACUAUUGUGGCAUUUGAAACCAAUAGCUAGAAGUUUCAUAUAAUUCAUAUCUUAAAUUUAUAGACUAUAUAUACACACUCUUGCAUCAUGUACCUUGUGAUAUUUUACCAUAAAAUAUUGUUCUGUGGCAUGAUGAA
Messenger RNA from Hevea brasiliensis (rubber tree), 1131 nucleotides. Its product is annotated as probable 2-oxoglutarate-dependent dioxygenase AOP1. The record is from RefSeq and is a predicted model, not a curated record. NCBI's taxonomy places the organism in Eukaryota, Viridiplantae, Streptophyta, Magnoliopsida, Malpighiales, Euphorbiaceae. The coding region runs from base 88 to 1011 and encodes 307 amino acids. Gene Ontology annotation, molecular function: dioxygenase activity. The transcript has 3 exons.